Micromonas commoda is the source of this 1233-nucleotide messenger RNA. RefSeq lists its product with no specific name. The record is from RefSeq and is a predicted model, not a curated record. Bases 1 to 1233 code for a protein of 410 amino acids. The transcript has a single exon. NCBI's taxonomy places the organism in Eukaryota, Viridiplantae, Chlorophyta, Mamiellophyceae, Mamiellales, Mamiellaceae.
AUGGCGCCGCGCUCCGCCGCCCGGUCCCGGGGAGGUAAAACCCCGGGCACGUCCAAGAAGCAGUACCGGCAGGUCAAGGGCGUGCGCUACGACGACGGCGCGCUCGCAAUCGCCGACGACGCGGACAAGAUCUCGCUGCCGGUCGCCAAAGCCAUCUUCGAGGAGGUUCAGGACGGAGGGGUCGUCACGCCGACGGAGUGGCGGACGCUGAGUUACAUCGCGGACGGCGGUAAGGACGGAGCGCAGUACGCGCUCACCGCGCCGGCGAGGAAGUACCUCCUGGACCUCGUACGCGCGGAGGAGGGGGGCGGGGAGGAGGAGGAGGACCGCGACGGGAACUUGGCGACGGAAAAUGACAUCGAGACCGACGAGGAGGAGGACCUUCCCGCGACGGUGCGCAAGGUCAGGGGCUCGGGCGGGAACGACGCCGCCGCCGGCGCCGGCGCCCGCAACAAGCGCGUGAGCUUCGGCGCCGCGCGCGACGACGUCAGCGUGGGUCCCCCGAUCGCCAACGUCAACGCGCGAAGACGAGGCGGCACAGCUGGCGGCGGCAUCCUCUCGCCGAAGAUCGCCGCACCCGCCGGGUACGAGUGGAUGCCCGGCAGCGACGACGACGACGAUCACCACGCCCCAGACACCGACGCGCCGCCGACGACGACGGAGAAGCCCCACGUUUUGCGGACGCCGGCGGGGGAUCGAACCGCCGGGAUCCUGCCGCGCGCGCCACCCGGCACCGCGCACACGUGGCUCCGGCGUCGGACCCUCGACGAGGUGGACGACCCGCUGAGCGCGGCUGCGAGGGAGGGCGAUCGGUCCGGGGCGGGGCGAGCCUCCCGCGGGGACGACGACGACGACUCGGGAUCCGAAUCCGAGUCGGACGACGGCGGACACCGGUUUAUACCAAACUCGGUCGGCGGACGCAUGCGGGGCCGCGUCAACAGCGGCGGGUUCACCGUCUUCAACGUCACCAUGCCCCAGCUCACGGACCGCGUGCCCUACGGCACGGCGGCGAUUUACGUCGCGGCGGCGUAUUUCGCCGCGUUGAUCGCGAAGGCUUCGCUGGGCUUUUGCGGGGUGAAGUGGGGCGGGUUGCUGUGGGGCACGGGCGCGAUUGGCGACGGGCACGUGCUGUCCAACGACGGCGUGGACUGGACGGUGCUGGACAAGGAGUGGACGAAACUCGAAACGGCGAUGGCCAAGCUGGCGAAGCAGGUCGCCAAGGCGACGGGGUGA